This is a messenger RNA of Aspergillus clavatus NRRL 1, 846 nucleotides long. RefSeq names its product oxidoreductase, short-chain dehydrogenase/reductase family. The transcript has 3 exons. The record is from RefSeq and is a predicted model, not a curated record. Gene Ontology annotation, molecular function: oxidoreductase activity. NCBI's taxonomy places the organism in Eukaryota, Fungi, Ascomycota, Eurotiomycetes, Eurotiales, Aspergillaceae. The coding region runs from base 1 to 846 and encodes 281 amino acids.
AUGUCCGCCGAAGAGCAAGUCCGGCUCCAAGACUUUGGCUCCAUCUUCUCCCUCGAUGGCAAAGUCGCCGUGGUCACUGGGGGGUCGCGGGGUCUCGGUCUCCACGCUGCCAGCGGUCUCCUCCAGGCAGGCUGUUCCAAGGUCUACAUCACCUCCCGGAAAGCCAAAGCCUGCGAGGAAGCCGUCGCCGCCCUGAAUGCCCUCCCCAACAAACGCCCCGGUGCUGUCGCCAUUGCCGUCCCCGCCGACAACGCGAGCAUGGACGACCUGGACCGCCUGGUCGCCGAGGUCCAGAAGACCACCGACCACGUUGACAUCCUCUUCGCCAACGCCGGCGCAUCCUGGGGCGAGCGCUUCGAGAAGUAUCCGGAGCCGGCCUUUGCCAAGGUCAUGGAUCUGAACGUGAAGAGUGUGUUUUACGUGGUGCAGAAAUUCGCCCCCCUGCUCACGGCUAAGGCCACCCGUGACGCCCCCUCGCGCGUUAUCGUCACCGGCUCCGUCGCUGGCAUUGGGGUCGGCGCCGUGGGCAACAAUGGCACCCCCGCCUACUCGGCCUCCAAGGCCGCCGUCAUCCAUCUGGCCAAGAACCUGGCCGUCGAGCUGGGCCCGCGCGGCAUCCUGUGCAACGCCAUCGCCCCGGGUGUCUACCCGUCCAAGAUGGCCAACGGGCUGAUCGAGGCCCGGGGCGGCCUCAAGCAGCUGGAGGAGCACUCGCCCAACCGCCGACUGGGGCGGCCAGAAGAUAUCGCCGGCCUGGUGGUCUUCCUGUCCAGCCGGGCGGCGAGUCAUCUGAACGGCGCGGUGAUCGUGACAGAUGGGGGCGCUCUCUUGAAGGGCAAAUUAUGA